Molecule: messenger RNA, 2682 nt
Organism: Anguilla anguilla (European eel)
Lineage: Eukaryota; Metazoa; Chordata; Actinopteri; Anguilliformes; Anguillidae
Gene: tm7sf3
Product: transmembrane 7 superfamily member 3
Exons: 12
Coding region: 246-1988 (580 amino acids)
Source: RefSeq, a predicted model, not a curated record
AUGUGAUAGGAAAAUGGUGUGUAAAUUCAGGAAGGAGCGGGCGGAAGUAGCCUGCUUUGACAGUUGCAAUUUAGUGAGUUUGCGCGAGUUGCCAGUUAGUUGGGGCAAAAGGAAAGGUUUUCGCAACUGGACUAGAGCGGUGAGGUGGUGAACCAGCAAACUGUCCGGCUGUGGAUGAGUGUCGCGCGAAAAGUCCUGUCUUCAUGGCAACGACGUGACAGUGGCUUACGGGGGGCAUUCUGAAAAUGGGUACCUGUUUAAACAUCAAUGCAAUGCGGGCAUCAAUACGAAAAGAGGAGACGGCGAGGGGUGCGAAAAUGUCCCACUUCUGGACAUUGGCUGUUAUACUUUUUAUUUUCACAUGGGCCGGAGUACACCCCCAGGAUGCAAAUCGCGUGGUGUUUUCGCUCGGAACCUUCCUGAACGUGACCGUUCCGCGGAACACGACCGUGCAGGCAGUGGUGUCGAGGAUCCCCCGUGAUAUCACACACAUCACCGUUCAGUUCCACACACGGAACCACAACACCACGCUGUCCUACACGCAGGUCCCGUCAGCAGGCUCCGCCCACACGGCAGUGGAUGCUGGCCUGCUCUCCCCGCUGCUGCCUCUGCAGAGAUCGCUCACCUGGUUCCUGCUGUCCCCCGACAGUGACCCUGUCGCGGGCGUGGGGGUCAUCCUCCCCUACCGAGCCACAGACCCAGUUCCGGGAGGAUGCAGUCUGGGAAAUGACCUCGGAAUCGACCCCAACGUCCACCUGAGCUACAGCCUGUAUGAGACGAGCGUCCACUUUGCUGCCGCCAAUACUGGAUAUGCCAGGGGAGCCCCUCCCCCAGCAUGUGAUGUCACACAGGGGCGUCUGGAGUACGAGGUCUACCAGUACUUCCUGCCGGCCGGGGACCUGUCUGAGCAGUCCCUCCUCUACCACAUCCAGAUAGCGGCCAACAUGCGGAGCAUGAAGGAUCAUGGGAAAAUAGUGGCGACGCUUUCUAUGGCCAAUGGGACGCCGGUGUCCGUUGGCUCCGCCCCAGGUCAGGGGGUCAUCUACUCGGUGAUCGUGCGGGACGUGGUGCUGAACACGUCCGCUAGCUACGUCCCCGCGCACACCUACGCCUGCAGCUUCUCCUCUCUGCUCGACGGCUGCCUGACACUGGGAAAAAUUUCCACUAAGGUGUUCUUCACACUGUGCGGUGUAGGCGGACUUUUUGUCUGUUUCUUCGGGCACCGUUUCUUCAAAUGUGAGCUGUUCUACAUGGGAUAUGUAUUUGGAGCUUUUGUCUUCUUCAUUUUCAUCACCAGAACAGCAAUUCUGGACUAUGACAUCCGAUUGGCCCUGACGGCGGUGAUGGGCGUGGUGGGCGGAGUCCUGCUGGUGCUGAGCUGGUGGAGGUUCGGCUCGGUCAUGGCGUGCGUGGUGGUGGUCGGGCUCAUACUCGGGUUCCUUCUGGCUGCCAUCGUCUUCUACACUCCCCUGGGUGACUUGGCGGUCUUCCGCUCGGCGGUGGUCUUCUGGGUGACCUUCAGCUGCAUCAUGGUGCUGGUGCCUCUGUUCUUUGUGCGCUGGCCGAGAGAGGGGAACAUAGUCAGCUGUGGUGUCGCUGGGGCCUACGCGGUCGUGUUGGCGGUGAACGCGUACGUGUACACCAGCCUGUCCUACAUCACUCUGGACGUCCUGAAGCGCUUCCUCAACACCGGCUUCAGCAGAGACCUCGUCACUGGGCCCCUGCGGGACGUGGAUUUUGGGAUGAUGACGGUGUGGGUGGUGCUGGGCGUGAGCGGGAUCAUCCUGCAGCUGUACCGGGAGCGCGAGCGCCCCUUCUUCCCCCCGAGCCCGUACGUCAUGUGGAGUCAGGCCAGGGAGCGCCGCAAAACCAACGUGUUGGACCCCAGCCACCACGUCCCGCCGCUGCCGGGGCGGGUCCGGGCGCAGGUGCGGGGGCUUUUCCGAAAAAGCGAACCGGCAGAAGAGCAGACACCCCUCCUGCUGUGACUCCACCCCUGAGCCGGUCGAUGCCCCGCCUCCUGCUGUGACUCCACCCCUGAACUGGGCAAUGCCCCGCCUCUUUCUGUGACUCCACCCCUGAGCUGGGCGAUGCCCCACCUCUUUCUGUGACUCCACCCCUGGGCCGGUCGAUGCCCCACCUCCUGCUGUGACUCCACCCCCGAGCCAGUCAAUGCCCCGCCUCCUGCUAUGACUCCGCCCCUGAGUUGGGCUACACCCCUCCUCCUGUGACUGCACCCCUGAGUCAGGUGAUGUCCUCUAGCGGAACUGGUGGACGUCCCACCCGCAGACAGGACUGCGUGGGUGAGCUGCUUUUCGGUUGGUUGGUGGAGCCUCUGGCAUCUGCAGCCUACACAGCAGGCCUGGAGCAGAGGGGCAGGAGCAGCAGGCCAGGGUAUCCUGCGCUGGGCCUGUCCGGGAUCGAUCGAUCGAAGAGUCGCACGCGCACGCCACCGAGAUGGCUCGGUGUUUUUUCGUUUUUUAUUUAUUACAAAUAAUCAGCAUUAUGCCCCUGGGCGUGUGGCUUCUUGCCGUAAAACUGCUAACCUCUGACCUCACGGAGAGCCAGCGGGCUUGUGGCGUGUCCGUUUUGUCUGCUCCAGUCUUUCUGCAAGCACAACGUGCCAGAACACAAGCUCUCUAUCCUAUUAAAACAAAAGCCAUUUUUAAAGCAACGCUUUAA